AUGUCUGAUACAGAGAUUCCUCCGGGACUAGAGGGCGACCUCGUAGAAGUCGAAUCGAGUGGCUCAGGAGAAUGGGCAGCUUUCGACUCGCGGAAGUGGUAUACAAACGCUCUCGUCUUCGAUCCGAGUGGUAGCAAGGUGCUGCUGGGAUUGAAGAAGAGAGGGAUGGGGACCGGUCUUUAUAACGGGUUUGGCGGCAAGGUCGAGCCCGGCGAGACCCCUGCGGAAGCUGCGAGAAGAGAGUUGAAGGAAGAAGCUGGCAUAGACGCCCCGUUACAGCAUUGCGGCUCUCUUACGUUUGUAACAGAAGACGAGGCGCGCGUCUACCAGAUAGAGCUAUACCGGGCCUCGGAGUACACCGGAGAGAUUGCCGAAAGUGACGAGAUGAUCCCACAAUGGUUCUCGACAGGUGCGGCUUCCGCCGGCAUAGUCGCUGGAGACGAGGGUCUGCCCGCGAUACCUUACGAACAGAUGUAUCAAGAGGCAAAAAUCUGGGUGCCACUGAUACUGGCUGGGAAGCAUGUAGUCGGGCGCAUAGACUUCGUUCCAAACGCGUCUGCUGAGCGGAAGUAUGAUAUGCGGAGGUGGUGGUUCGGUGUACCUAUAACCCCAUAG
This is a messenger RNA of Peniophora sp. CBMAI 1063, 615 nucleotides long. The record is from the annotation of a GenBank genome assembly. NCBI's taxonomy places the organism in Eukaryota, Fungi, Basidiomycota, Agaricomycetes, Russulales, Peniophoraceae.